UGGCAUGUUGUUAGAGCGGCACCAAAAUCAGUGCCCUUGCUUUCAAGGCUUCCGUCUUCCAUAACCCCUCUUCACCUCCAAAACCCCUUUUAUAAAACGCCCACGCACAAAGGCCUCCUCAGCUUCCCCUCACGGACCCCCUUAGAGAUUUGUUGGAAUUCAGUCAUGGGUAUGGUGGGGAGAGGCUUCUCUUUGCUUUUGCUGGUGGCUGUAGCUACUCUGCAAGUCUCCUUUGCAGCUGUUUACAAGGUUGGGGACUCUUCUGGUUGGACCACCAUCGGCAAUGUCGACUACAAGAAGUGGGCUUCUACUAAGACCUUCCAUGUUGGCGACAUCAUCCUUUUUCAGUACAAUGCUCAGUUUCACAAUGUGAUGCAUGUUACACAUCCUGCAUACCAAGCAUGCAACGCAACAAACCCUCUUGCCACCUUCACCACUGGUAAUGAUUCCUACACCGUCUCAACUCAUGGUCAUCACUACUUCCUUUGUGGCGUCCAAGGGCACUGCCAAGCUGGACAGAAGGUUGACAUAAAUGUGGCUGGAGCAUCGUCAUUACUGGCUCCAACUCCUCAAGCAACACCCUCUCCUGUAUCAUCAGCCACUUCUUCAACUCCUCCUACGGCUAUACCUUCGCCUUCUCCCAGUGACUCGCCUCCAUCGAAUGCUUUGAUGGGUCUUUUGUGUAAACUUGGGUUUGCUAUGUCUGUAUUUGUGGUUUUUGUUUCUACCUAUGCUUGAUAAGGAGUAUCUUAUUGUGUUUAGUUUUGAGUAUUCUGGAGUCUUGUUGCUUUUGAGGGACUUAUUGGAAUGUUGCAUAAUGAUCAGAUGAUAUGAUAUAGGAAGUUUAUAUUUCGAAAUUAGGAAGAGUAUUUCCAAUAAUUGUACUUGAAACUUGUUAGUACAUGUUUCCAAUAGCAUGGUUCUAUUUGAUAUUGUUA
Vitis riparia (riverbank grape) is the source of this 938-nucleotide messenger RNA. Its product is annotated as mavicyanin. Gene Ontology annotation, molecular function: electron transfer activity. The record is from RefSeq and is a predicted model, not a curated record. Lineage: Eukaryota; Viridiplantae; Streptophyta; Magnoliopsida; Vitales; Vitaceae. Bases 166 to 738 code for a protein of 190 amino acids. Gene Ontology annotation, cellular component: plasma membrane. The transcript has 2 exons.